UAACUAAAUAAAAAAUGUAAUAAAUUCUAUAACGUUUUCUAAAAAUAAUCGUUAAAUGAGUACCGUAAAUCUCACCGAAAACCAAAGUUCACCUUAAAAAAAACCGUUUAUUUUUAUUUAAUGUCUUCCCACGCCAUAGAAAAACCCCUUUUCGGAUUAUUUAACUAUCCGUUCGAACGAAGAGACUUCGGAAAUCGCCCCCCAUAAAAAUAUUAAAACGAAACGCGUACAUCCCGCGAUCCUGCGCAACGGAUCCGGGUGCCGGCGCAGUUUCGAAAACGGAAUUCCUGCCGAACCACUGGCCGCCGAGGUAUAAACAAACGGUUCCGCAGUCGAACGAACCGCCUAUAGUGUUCAAACCGGGAGGCGUUACAGAUGGUGUCGCCGCCCCCGGUUCGCAGGAAUUACAUCUCUGUCCUGCAUCGGCCCCCGGCUCAUUCUAACACCGACGCGAGAAGACAACAGAAGUAUCGAAAGCUUCCUGAUAUUAUUUUUUUUCGAACUUAUUCAAAUUUACUUUUUUGUAUAAAUUAAAAUCAUUAUUAUUAUUAUUAAAGAGUGUGGAGUGGUUCGGAUUAUAAGUAGUGUAAAAAAAAACGAAGAAUCAUAAAUCGAUUUGAUGCAGCAACUUGGAGUGAGAUUCGCUAGGAUGGAUACCAAUGACCAUCAUCUGGCUGAAGAGUAUGUGCACGAUUUUGAUUUGGAACAAUUAGACGCGGAAGACUCCUCCAGCAGGAUGUACCGAGCCUGGCAGGAAGAUCGGAGGUUGCCGCCGCUUUCACCGCCAAACGACUCCAUGUACCAACAACCGGUUUUAAUCAACAUGAUCACCAAUCCUGCAACACCACCAGAUACACCACCAAGCAAUUCACCCAGCGAACCCCAAAUUUACGUCGAAGAAAAUUGGUUUCCACCCGGAAAUCGCGGUGAGCAACCUUUAGACUUACGCCCACCACAUUCGUUGGGUGGCGAACCAGAUUGGGAACGAAGAGGAUACAUCCCAUCGGGGAUGUUCAUCGAAAACCAUCAACCACUUCAUCAACUUCAACGUCCACAUUCAGUUUGCAGUGGAAGCAGUGCUUUGUCACCGCGCCUUAAUGGAAAUAGUGGUUAUUCCACAUGCAGUGACGAUCUCGGUUUGAACGAUGAACUUUUAGUAUCCAUCUCAGUAAGAGAAUUAAACAAACGUCUUCACGGUGUACCAAGAGAAGAAGCAACCAGAAUUAAGCAAAAAAGAAGAACGUUGAAGAAUCGCGGUUACGCCCAAAAUUGUAGGACGAAAAGAGUACAACAAAGAUUAGAUUUGGAGACGACUAAUAGAUCGUUGCAAAGUGAGCUGAGCAAAAUGAAAAUUGAAUUGGAAAGAAUGAAACAAGAAAAUGUUUUGUUAAGGCAAAGAUUGCAAAUUUCGAGACCAAGUCAACAACAAUUGCAUAGUAUCAGUUCCGAUGGGCAAAAUUCACCUGAAUUUUAUCUGUGACAUAAUUUUCCGGGUCGACGACAUUAAAAAAGAGAAGACCCGUUGAUUAAGGAGAUCUAAUUCACAAGUGAUGCAAUAUUUGCUUCCUUAAGUACACCGGGAAAGUUUUUAAAAAAUGAGACGGUUACUACAAAAACAUGUGUAUAAAAGAGAACUAUAGACUAUUAUUAUUAAUUAAUUGUUGAUUUAUUAACCGUUUUUUAAAAACU
This is a messenger RNA of Onthophagus taurus, 1689 nucleotides long. It is a transcript of the gene tj, whose product is annotated as Maf family bZIP transcription factor traffic jam. NCBI's taxonomy places the organism in Eukaryota, Metazoa, Arthropoda, Insecta, Coleoptera, Scarabaeidae. Gene Ontology annotation, cellular component: nucleus. Gene Ontology annotation, molecular function: DNA-binding transcription factor activity, RNA polymerase II-specific; RNA polymerase II cis-regulatory region sequence-specific DNA binding. Gene Ontology annotation, biological process: regulation of transcription by RNA polymerase II. The record is from RefSeq and is a predicted model, not a curated record.